This is a messenger RNA of Closterium sp. Naga37s-1, 350 nucleotides long. The record is from the annotation of a GenBank genome assembly. NCBI's taxonomy places the organism in Eukaryota, Viridiplantae, Streptophyta, Zygnematophyceae, Desmidiales, Closteriaceae.
AUGUCACGGCUGGCGCUCGGUGACAAUAACGCACGUGACGACCUGCAGCGCCGGAUGCGCGUUUUCUGCGGCUGCGGCCAGAUCCCAGCGGCUGGCGCACGUCUGGAGCAUCAUGCGCGCUGCUGCAUUAUAUCGCAUGUGGCGGCUUCUACUGGUGCGCGCCCUCCCCUUGCCAUUUCGGACGACCUGGCGCUCCUGCAGCGCCUCGCGCAUGACGCCAUUGCCCACGACUGCAACGACGGCCGCACCUGUGGCGAGCUGCAGCACCUGUGGCGCACGGCAGCACCUGUGACGCACGGCAGCACCUGUGACGCACGACUUUCUUCUUCCUGCCAAGGUGAGAAUGCUUA